This is a messenger RNA of Trichoplax adhaerens, 525 nucleotides long. RefSeq lists its product as uncharacterized. Bases 1 to 525 code for a protein of 174 amino acids. Lineage: Eukaryota; Metazoa; Placozoa; Uniplacotomia; Trichoplacea; Trichoplacidae. The record is from RefSeq and is a predicted model, not a curated record. Gene Ontology annotation, biological process: transmembrane transport. Gene Ontology annotation, cellular component: membrane. The transcript is spliced from 5 exons. Gene Ontology annotation, molecular function: transmembrane transporter activity.
AUGUAUUUUGGCACCAUCUGGAUGGUUCCUUUAUUAGUAAAUGUCGAUCGAUGCAGUCUAGCUAAAGGACCCGCGAGGUAUGCUUGUCGAUGCAAGGAAAUAAAAACCGCUAAUAUCAUCGGAAUUAUUAUUGGAGGUCUUGGAGAGCCAAUAGGUUACGUCACUAUCAUCACAAACUCAAAGUCGCGUGAUAAUUUCAAUUUAAUAUCCUUGGCUUUGUUCUGUUAUAGAGGAAUUAGAUACGCUUUGAUCUUGUUAAUAAGAUCCUGCAAUUGCUAUUUACUUGAUAUAUCUUACAUAUAUAUUUCCGAAAUCUAUCCUACCAAAUUCCGAGCAACAGGUCUAGGUACCGCUAGAGCAUUCGCUGGGUUGGGUAAUGUAUUAUCACCUUUUAUUGGCCAAGCACUAUUUUUAGCAUCUGAUAUUGCAGCUUUAGCCACUUUUACUGGAUUAUCACUAGUAGGGCUUGUGUGCAGCUUAACGAUUACCGUUGAAACAAAAGGACGCUUGCUAAAAGUCAGUUAA